GAAGAAAAAAAAAAGAGUUAUGGAGACAAAGAAUUGUUGUUGACCCCAAUUUUUCGUGAUCAAACAAUAAUCCAUUUUCAUGCAUUCACACAUAGAUAAAUAAAAAAUUAGCUCUCCAGAUUUGUGAUGUGGAGAAUCUACCAUGGAAACUGAAAGCUCAGAAAAAUUCUCGCAUGUUAAUGUUAUGUCACACAUCUGUCAUGUUUUUUCCGAUGCAUGGCUGCUUUUGGCAUCUCGUUGCAGUGAUUCUCAAGUGUGAGAUUUUUUAUUUUCCUGAUUUGUGUAAAUAGUAAAGUUGUGAUCCUGCAGCUGUAUACACUGAUUUACGUGAUAUCUGUAUCGGAAUUCAAUCGGAUUAUGACGUUAUUUGACGUUUUGGCGACUAGGUCUUGCGUAGAAUUGGGGAUUUGAGCACUGCUUUCCCUGCAGAUCGUUGUUUCAUUUGGCGAUUGCCAAUUUGCCAUGUGUUUUUGCUUCUUAGUAAUUUAUUGAGAAUACAGUGACUCAUGCAUGUGCGUGAAAGGAAAUUGUAGUUUGAUCGCAAUUUUUUGAUGGUUUGAUUGUUCGGAGAAGUGUUAUUGCUUGGCUACAUUGUGGUUUUUGUAUAUGAUAUUCAAGUGUAAGUAAAUUUGUGUAUAGAAGUAGCGACAAAGUUAGUGUAUCAAGGGGUUGUUGGUGGCUGGUGAGAUGUCAUCUGCAUCUUCUACACAACCUCCUCUUCCUCCUGAUGAUCCUCAGGGUUCAUUACCGCCACCACUGAAGAGUUCCCCCCCUCCCCCAAUCCCACCUCCUCCACCACUGCCCGAGCCACCACCCAUGGCUUCUCCACCUUUAAGUCCACCACUUCAUCCACCUCUAGUAUCACCACCACCUCCUGUUAAACCACCAGUUAGCUCUGCACCGCCUCCACCGGCAGAUGUUCAAUAUUCGCCUCCUCCUACUACUGAAUACCCUCCACCCCUGCCUCCGUCAUUAAACAGUCCCCCACCUCCUGCUGUGGAAUCACCAACACACAUGCCCGCUAAUAGUUCACCACCACCAGAGCCCCCACCAGGUUUGUCUCCACCACCCUCACCACCUCCACCACCACCUCCACAAAGCUCAUCUCCACCACCUCCACAAACAUCACCUCCGCCACCACCUCCACAAAGCUCACCUCCACCACCACCUCCACAAAGCUCACCAAACAUC
Messenger RNA from Salvia splendens (bonfire salvia), 1191 nucleotides. Its product is annotated as leucine-rich repeat extensin-like protein 3. The transcript has 2 exons. The annotation marks the transcript as partial. The record is from RefSeq and is a predicted model, not a curated record. NCBI's taxonomy places the organism in Eukaryota, Viridiplantae, Streptophyta, Magnoliopsida, Lamiales, Lamiaceae.